Diorhabda carinulata is the source of this 4511-nucleotide messenger RNA. Its product is annotated as protein regulator of cytokinesis 1-like. The record is from RefSeq and is a predicted model, not a curated record. Gene Ontology annotation, cellular component: cytoplasm; spindle; mitotic spindle midzone. Gene Ontology annotation, biological process: microtubule cytoskeleton organization; mitotic spindle midzone assembly. The transcript has 9 exons. The coding region runs from base 121 to 2022 and encodes 633 amino acids. Gene Ontology annotation, molecular function: microtubule binding. Lineage: Eukaryota; Metazoa; Arthropoda; Insecta; Coleoptera; Chrysomelidae.
AAUGACAUUUAUUAAAACUGGUAAAAGUGACCGUUACAAUCAUAAUAAUUUAUUCAAGAAAUCAUUAAUAUAAUAUUUAGUUUUAUUACGUUUUUUAUUAUAUUUAAAUAAAUAAUUAUAAUGGAUACGAGUAAAGUAUCUUCCCUUGAAGAAUUGAAAGAUUUAGAUAUGGAUUUUAUUAAUGAUAUCGGCUGGGCAAAAGUUAUGUGGGAUUCACUACAGGCUUGUUUGAAAAAAUCUUUCUUAAAUUGGGUAGAUACAGUUUUAACCAUGAGCCAAAAUGAAGAUGAUGUUAAAGAAUGGAGAUCAACGUUUAUGGAACAAUUUGAAGACAGAUGUUAUGAGCUAGUUACGGACAUAAGAGAAUUACAUGAACAAGUUCUCGUAAAUAUUGAGAAAUAUCUCAACAAAACUCAAGUUUUGUGUAAAAUGCUUCAGGCGGAUAUGCCAGUUAUUGGACAACAUAAAUUAGGAUUAUACCAAGAACAGUUUCAACUUAAAAGGCAAAUGAGAGAAUUAGAACAAAUGGUCGAAGCUAGAAUGUCAGAAGUUAAUCAGUUACGUUCUAAACAGCUGGAGUUGUGUAAAAACCUUGGUAGAGAACCUAUACUCAUAAAAGACCACCCAUUACCAUCUUUAAAUGAAAUCUCAGACUUGAAAAAGCACAUCGAACAAUUGGAGCAAGAAACCUUCGAUAGAUUAGAAAAAUUCACGACUGUUAAAGGAGAACUCAUAGAAAUAAUCAAUCUACUUGGUUACACUCCUUCUACACAAUUUGAACUCGCCGUUAUAACAGGAGAAGAAAGUGAUUUCAAGAUCACUGAAGAAAACAUGGAAUCGCUAGAUUUAUUCCUCUAUAAUAUGAAGAAGGAAUUGAAUAAUGUCAAAGAAGAAAUUUAUCAGUUGAGGACCAAAAUAGAACAACUUUGGAAUAUGUUGGAUGUUGAUUUUGUCGAAAGGGAAGAGUUUCGAAAAAAAUACGUUGGAGAUUCACUAAAUACCUUAGAAGCUUUAAGAUUGGAAUUGAAAAGAUGCGAAUCUUUAAAAAGGGCAAAUAUUAAGGUAUUUGUCGAUAGACUGCGUCAAGAAUUAGUGGAUAUAUGGAAAUUAUGUCAUUGCUCCGAAUCUGUUAGAUACGAGUUUCGUUUUUUCGAUUCAGAUACUUAUACCGAAGAUCUCCUAGAAUUGCACGAAGUGCAACUGAAAAAAUGGAAAAUUUAUGCUGAAGAGAACAAAGACAUCAUUGCUUUAUUAAAUAAACAUCACACAUUAUGGGAUAAAAUGAUUGAAUUAGAACAGAACGCAACAGGAGCUGACCGUUAUAAUAACCGUGGUGGUAAACUGUUGAAAGAAGAAAAAGAAAGGAAUCUUUUAUCUAAACAGAUACCGAAAAUUGAAGCGAAUCUAUUAGAUUUAGCCGAAAGAUACCAACUCAGACAUGGUGUACCUUUUCUUACCUUCGGUAAUACCAUAGAGAGUUAUAUCAAUAAUUUACAUGCCAACAGAGAAAACGCGAAAAAAUUGAAGUUGAGCGCCAGAAAACUCCAGAAAGAAGCAACAGCCAUCAAUCCGAGUACAAGUCACAUGACAUCGAAAAGAAUCCUCACAGAUUGUCCUUCGGCCGAUCCAAAAAAAUAUAAAUUAACUCCUCGAAAAGUUUUUACUGAACCUAAAAAGAAUCCAAAACAAUUGCAGGUGCCUAAAAUUUUAUUAACAACAUUGAGCAAAUCUAAACGUUUAUCUGUUGAAAGGAAGAAACGUUUGGAUAAAAUUCGACGAUUAAGCAGGCAAAAGGAGAUGCGUGACAGUUCGACGUACAUCGAAUUUCAGAAUGAUUUGUCAAAUCGAGUAGAUUUGCGUAGCACUAUGAACGUGGCGCUGGAUAACGAGACUGUCGUUAAAGAAACAUUUAAAUCUCCCGCUCGACAAAGCGGAAGAACACCGAAAAGUGUGGGAAAAAAGUCUCCGAAUCUGCCCAAUAAACUGACAGCUGUCAAAAGUCAAAUCAAAUUGAUUUUCUAAUAGAUUUAUAUUUUUGCUUCUUAGUUAUUUUAUAAGAAUUAUUAACGAGUUUAUAUAUAUAUGUUAAUAUUUUAUGUUUAAUCCACGGGACUCGUUUUUGUUUUUUCAAAAAAAAUGAUUGAUUUUUUUUUAAAAUGUAUUUCAAAAUUUUCAUUCCUUUGUCUCUUUUCGUACAUAAUUUGACAUUCUAUUUUCCUUUGCAAUUUCAACUCGAAUCCUUCCAUUUUUAUUUCUUGAUACAUAUCAUGAUCCCAUCCCUUUUUAAUUGCAGUUGUAAGCUUGAUCUUUUCCUUUUGCCCUUUUUGUCAUGAGAAUUUCCUGCUUCAUGUUGCAAUUUUUGCUGUGAUUUUGUUAUUUAAUCUUUUUUGGAAUAUAUUUUGACCAAAUCUUUUCUUUUUAUAUAUUUUUUUGGUAAAUUUUUUUAUCAAAUCGUUUCUUUUAUUAUUUUUUUGUUACAUAUUUUGUUGUAAUCCUUUCUGGUCCCUUUUCGUACAUAUUUUGAUCCCAUCCUUUUUUUAAUUACAGUUGUAAGCUUGAUCCUUUCCUUUUGCCCUUUUUAGACACAUUUCGACCUCAUCCUGUGUCCGGUUACAAUACCAACUUGAAUCCUUCCAUUCUGUCUUCUUUAUCAUGAGAAUUUCCUGCUUCUUGUUGCAAUUCUUGCUGUGAUUUUGUUAUUUAAUCUUUUUUUAAACAGAUUUUGACCAAAUCUUUUGUUUUUGUAUAUUCUUUUGGUAAAUUUUUGAUCAAAUCGUUUCUUUUAUUAUUUUUUUGUUACAUAUUUUGUCGCAUUCCUUUCCUUUUGUCUCUUUUGGUACACAUUUUGACCUCAUCCUGUUUCCGGUUGCAAUUCAAACUUGAAUCCGUUCCUCUUGUCUCUUUUCGAACAUAUUUUGACCUCAUUCUAUUUUCCUUUGCAAUUUUAACUCAAAUCCUUCCAUUUUGUCUUUCUUGAUACAUUUUUUGAUUCCGUUCUUUUUUCGAUUGUAGUUAUAACCUCGAUUUUUUCUUUUGUCCUUCACACACAUUUUGACUCCAUUCUGUUUUUAGUAGCAAUUCUCUCAUUUUAUCUUUUUCAAAGAUAAAACGUGUUUUGACCAAAUAUUCUGCUUUUGUCUUUUUUGUCACACAUUUUGGUAGUUACAUGCUGCUUGUUGCAAUUUCUAAUUGUAUUUUCUCAUUUUGUUGUUUCCGAAACAUAUUUUGACCAAAUCUUUUGCUUUUGUAUUUUUUUGUUAUAUUUUGUCCCUGUCCUUUUCUUUUAUCUCUUUUGGUACACAUUUUGACAUAAUUCUGUUUUCCGUUGUAAUUGUCAACUUGAAUUCUUUCAUUAUGUCUUCCUUGACAUACAUUCUGAUCAUAUUUUGCUUCCUGUUACAAUUUUCCCAUUUCAUCUUUUCUUGAAAACAUAUUUUUACCAAAUCUUUUGCUUUUGUAUUUCUUUGUCAUAUAUUUUGAUUAAAUAUUUUCCUUUUGUCUCUUUUGGUACACAUUUCGCCCCAUCCUGUUUUCGGUUGCAAUUCCAACUUUAAUCCUUCCAUUUUGUCUUGAGAAUUUCCUGCUGCAUGUUGCACUGCUUGUUGUGAUUUUGUUAUUUUUUAAACAGUUUUUUACCAAAUCUUUUGUUUUUGUAUAUUUUUUUGUUAAAUUUUUGAUCAAAUCGUUUCUUUUGUCUCUUUUGAUACACAUUUCGACCCUAUCUUGUUUCUGGUUGCAAUUCCAACUUUAAUCCUUCAAUCUUGUCUUUUUUAAUGCAUUUUUUGACCUCAUUCUACUUCUUGUUGUAAUUUUUACUUGAAUCCUUCCAUUUUCUCUUUCUUGAUACAUAUUUUAAUCCCAUCCUUUUCCCAAUUGCAGUUGUAACUUCGGCCUUUUCCAUAUUUAUAUCAUUUUUUCAGUUGCCGCUUCUACUUUUCCAACAAUUCCAAUUUUUGACUUAAAUUUUCUCCUAUUUAAGUAAUUUUCCAGUUUGUGCUUCCACUCUAUCCAAAUUUCAUCAUUUGUUUUGUCUCCUUUCACAUUUUCAUUAAUUUCAUCUAGUUUCUGCUUCCAUUUCUCCUACAUUUCCAAAAUUUUGACUUUAGUCCCUUAUCUCAAUAAUUUUCUCAGUUAUUAUUUCGAAUUUUCUUAUAAUUCAUUAUUACUUCAUUCAACUCUAACUCUUUCCUCAAUUUUUUUCCUCUAUAUAAAAAUUCUUUUUGGAUUUUAAUUUUUGAUUACAUAUAACACCAAUUAUGAUAUAUAAUUUUGACUGAUUUCGCAAUUUUGGAUGGUUUUUUUUAAAAAAAUUGAGUCCUGCAUGACAAUCUGUACAGUAUUUUUUUAAAUAUUAUACUUAUUAUUUUUUUUAUAAUAAACUCAUAUUUUAUUUUUUAUUUUUAACAGGUGCGUAGAAAAAAAAGGUAACGGUACUUAACUUACUAACAAAUUAGCAUUAAAUCUGUGAUAAAUUUUCAAAUAAAAAAAAAAUGUCGCAUAGCAAAUUAAAA